AUGGAUCCGUUAACGGCAGAAAUUCGUCCCUACGCUGCUGAAGAUAGCAAGUUGGCCCUCUUCAUCGUCGGCAAGGCGAAUAUGGAGCAAUUAGCCAUGGCGAAUAAUCGCGUGUACACUAACCCUGUGACGAUUUCUUUAUGGGUUCUGCUCUCUGCGAUCUUCGUCCAGUACAUGAAAUGGUGGCCAGCAUCGACCGAGUAUGGAUGGGUGUCUUAUUUAAGGCCACUUCCUGCAUUAGCGUCAAUGGCCGUUCCCAUCAUGUUCUUUGUUGACUGGAUAAACCGGCCUUAUUUUGAAAAGCUCACGCAGGAGACGCUGCGCCAACCUGACAUGACCCAAAUCGCGGAACAUUAUACUCUUUCGCCGGGUUCAGGUUUCUGGAUUCUUGAAUAUGGAAACCGCUUCGUUGGACUCAUAGCCCUCGACGCUUCUCCAGCGCAAAUCGAGGGUGAUGAAGGUGCCAAAAAGUCGAAGAAAGCCAAGACGAACCAAGGGGAGACACCCCACACUGCGAUAAUCCGCCACUUUUAUGUUGAUGAGGCCUUUCGUGGCGCGCGGAUUCAAGACGACCUACUGGUCCACGCAGUAGACUUCGCGUUUUCCAAUGACCCCACUCUUGUGGCCGUUCAGGCAACCGAUUCACCCCUUGCGUCUUACACUCGCGAAGCUUUGCGAAAGGCUGGAUUUCAGUUGGAUCAGUAUACAGACAAGGUCGGCAUUCUUGGUUGGAAGUUGGGUGUUCGUGUGAUGGAGCGGAGCGAGUGGAAAAAGACAAAGACAGGUUGA
This is a messenger RNA of Laccaria bicolor S238N-H82, 789 nucleotides long. RefSeq lists its product as uncharacterized. Gene Ontology annotation, molecular function: N-acetyltransferase activity. Bases 1 to 789 code for a protein of 262 amino acids. The record is from RefSeq and is a predicted model, not a curated record. Lineage: Eukaryota; Fungi; Basidiomycota; Agaricomycetes; Agaricales; Hydnangiaceae. The transcript is spliced from 3 exons.